Adineta ricciae is the source of this 609-nucleotide messenger RNA. NCBI's taxonomy places the organism in Eukaryota, Metazoa, Rotifera, Eurotatoria, Adinetida, Adinetidae. The record is from the annotation of a GenBank genome assembly.
AUGCGUGGUACCCAUGAACAGUGUUGGGGGCGUUUCAAAGAUGGUCGAAAGAAUGGGCAAGGUGUUUGCCAUUAUUCUAAUGGGAAUAAAUAUACAGGCGAAUGGGAACAUGAUAAGCAAACUGGCCAAGGCACUUUAAUCUUCUCCUCUGGUGAUCGAGUCACAUCGCUACUAAUAUAUAUGAAUGAUUCGAGGGCGAAUUCAAAGAUGGUAGACGAAAUGGAAAAGGUGCCUACUUUUCUCUUAAUGGAUGUAAGUAUCUCAAACAAUAAUGAGAGUUAUGAUAUUUAUGAACGGCGCUUGGGACGAUUUGAAAGGAACAAAAUCAAUGGAAAAGGUGUUUUCUAUUAUGCUAACGGUGACAAAUAUAUAGGUGAUUGGAUUGACGAUAAUCGAGAAGGACAGGGUGUCUUAAUCUUAUCGUCUGGUGAUCGAAUCCGUGAUGUUUAUGAACAACGCUUGGGACAAUUUAAAGGGCAUAAAAUCAACGGAAAAGGCAUUUUCUAUUCUGCUAAUGGCGACAAGUAUUCAGGUGACUGGAUUGACGACAAACGAACAGGUUAUGGUGUCUUCACUUGGUCUACUGGUGAUCGAUAUGAGACGAAAUAG